GGCCCAUGGGCAGAAUCGUCUCGGAAGGCCGGCAUUAAACCAAAAAGAUGUCCCUAUAUGAUGACCUGGGAGUGGAGACCAGUGACUCAAAAACCGAAGGCUGGUCAAAAAACUUCAAGCUUCUGCAGUCCCAGCUUCAGGUGAAGAAGGCAGCUCUCACUCAAGCUAAGAGCCAAAGGACAAAACAAAGUACAGUCCUUGCCCCAGUCAUUGACCUAAAGCGAGGAGGCUCCUCAGAUGACCGGCAGAUUGUAGACACGCCACCUCAUGUAGCAGCCGGGCUGAAGGACCCUGUUCCCAGUGGGUUCUCUGCAGGGGAAGUUCUGAUCCCCUUAGCUGAUGAGUAUGAUCCCAUGUUUCCUAAUGAUUAUGAGAAGGUAGUGAAGCGCCAGAGAGAAGAGCGUCAGAGGCAGCGGGAGCUGGAACGACAGAAGGAAAUAGAAGAAAGAGAAAAGAGGCGUAAAGACAGGCAUGAAGCCAGCGGGUUUUCAAGACGACCAGACCCAGAUUCUGAUGAAGAUGAAGAUUAUGAGCGAGAGCGGAGGAAAAGAAGUAUGGGAGGAGCUGCCAUCGCCCCGCCUACUUCUCUUGUAGAGAAAGACAAGGAGUUACCCCGAGAUUUUCCUUACGAAGAGGACUCAAGACCUCGAUCCCAGUCUUCCAAAGCUGCUAUUCCUCCCCCAGCGUAUGAGGAGCCGGAUAGACCAAGGUCUCCAACUGGUCCCAGCAACUCCUUCCUUGCCAACAUGGGUGGCACAGUGGCUCAUAAGAUCAUGCAGAAGUAUGGCUUCCGGGAAGGCCAGGGCCUGGGGAAACAUGAACAAGGCCUGAGUACUGCUUUAUCGGUGGAGAAGACCAGCAAGCGGGGCGGCAAGAUCAUUGUGGGUGAUGCAACGGAGAAGGGCGAGUCUCAAGAUGCAUCCAAGAAGUCGGAUUCAAAUCCAUUAACUGAAAUACUUAAGUGCCCUACUAAAGUGGUCCUGCUGAGGAACAUGGUUGGUGCAGGAGAGGUCGAUGAAGACUUGGAAGUUGAAACCAAGGAAGAAUGUGAAAAAUACGGCAAAGUUGGGAAAUGUGUGAUAUUUGAGAUUCCUGGUGCCCCUGAUGAUGAAGCAGUACGGAUAUUUUUAGAAUUUGAGAGAGUUGAAUCAGCAAUUAAAGCUGUUGUGGAUCUGAAUGGGAGGUAUUUUGGUGGACGGGUGGUUAAAGCAUGUUUCUACAAUUUGGAUAAAUUCAGGGUCUUGGAUCUGGCGGAACAAGUUUGAUCGUAACCUAAAGUCACCUCUGUGAUCCUUACACAAGCUGCAGACUGAGCAAUGACACAGGCGUCAGCCUCCAUGGCUGUUGGACACUGAGACUCUUGGAUGGACUUCUGAGAUAUAUGUUGAUGGAUCCCUUUUUUAUUUUAUGAGUUUUUUUAAUAUAGUAUAAAAAUACUUCAAAAAAAGAAAAAAGGAACCUGUGUGCCUCUCUGGUUGUUUUCUUGCUUCUGCUUCUGUGUCGGUUGCUUUUGCUGGGAUUUCAUGUCAUACUACAUGUCUGGCAGUAAAAGAUCUAGAAAGGCUUAGAGUGGAGUUUGUAUUAAGUCGUCCUUUUCCUUCUUUCUUCCUUAAUAAAGCCUACAAGUUACAGAGCCGUAGCUUUACACAUUGUAUAAUAAAGUCAUAUCUUGGCAGUC
Messenger RNA from Myodes glareolus (Bank vole), 1678 nucleotides. RefSeq names its product RNA binding motif protein 17 (gene Rbm17). Gene Ontology annotation, molecular function: RNA binding. The record is from RefSeq and is a predicted model, not a curated record. Gene Ontology annotation, cellular component: precatalytic spliceosome. Gene Ontology annotation, biological process: mRNA cis splicing, via spliceosome; alternative mRNA splicing, via spliceosome. NCBI's taxonomy places the organism in Eukaryota, Metazoa, Chordata, Mammalia, Rodentia, Cricetidae.